This is a messenger RNA of Rhopalosiphum maidis (corn leaf aphid), 1222 nucleotides long. RefSeq names its product copper homeostasis protein cutC homolog. NCBI's taxonomy places the organism in Eukaryota, Metazoa, Arthropoda, Insecta, Hemiptera, Aphididae. The transcript has 3 exons. Bases 459 to 1196 code for a protein of 245 amino acids. Gene Ontology annotation, molecular function: copper ion binding. The record is from RefSeq and is a predicted model, not a curated record.
AUAGAACUUCUUUAGUGCUUUUAUCACGGUUCGGUCGAAAUCACUGUGAUCUGUUAGUGCAAUAUUAAAAUCGUGGCUGAAAUUGAAAUAAUAAUGCAUUUAUUAUUAUUGUGUAUGGCUAAUAAUAUUAUGAUCACGAAUAUUUAAAUGUUGAGAAUAAUAAAUAUAUCAUUAUCUUCGUGGUUACAAUCCAUAGAGUACCUACUUUAUGUUACAAUACAAAUUAAGUUAAAUGGUCGAAGGUUACUAUCACGGUUGCAGCGAUAUUGUUAUUGUCAGUUAUCACUUAUCACGUUUAAAUUUCAAAAUAUCCAGACUCUAGUACUCUACCGAGCAGUGCUGCGGUGACCAGUAUAUAUUACGUAGAAUGAGGUUACACAUAAUGUAAUCGUGCAACUGUUUGGCUCAAUCACAUCAAACGACAUUAUAUCCCAUCUACCUGCUAGCCAUUAGAUAAAAUGGAGAUCUGUGUUGAUAGUGUAGAAUCUGCUAUUAAUGCGGUUAAUGGAGGAGCUCAUAGAUUAGAGUUAUGCAGUGCAUUAAGUGAAGGAGGAUUAACGCCAUCGCUGGGACUUUUAAAAACCUUAAAAACCAUUGUUUCGAUUCCUAUUUUUGUUAUGCUUAGACCAAGAAGUGGUUAUGAUUUUCAAUUUUCAGAUUUAGAAAUUAAAGUUAUUCUUGAAGAUUGUGCUUUAUUCAAAGAUGCUGGAGCUGAUGGAUUUAUAUUUGGUGCUCUUACUUCAAUUGGCGAUAUUGAUAUUGCUGCAUGUGCUUCAGUAAUUUUAACAGCUCAACCAUUACCUGUUACAUUCCAUCGUGCAUUUGACGUAGCUACACAAAACCCAAUAAAAAUGGCACAAAAAAUAGCUGAUUUGGGUUUUAAACGCUUACUAACCAGUGGUAGAAGUCAUGUAGCAUUUGAUGGAAAAUGUUUAAUUAAAAUUUUAAUUGAAACAAUGAAAGAUCGUCUUAUUAUAAUUCCUGGAGCUGGUAUUCAAGUUGAUAAUCUAAAAGAUAUCUUGGUCACUACAUUAGCACAUGAAUUUCAUGGAUCAGCAAAGGUCUUGAAACAAUAUUCAAAUAUAAAUAAUAGAAAAUUGCAUUCAAUUUUUAAAGAAGACCCCAUUUAUAUUACGGACUGUGAUACUGUAAAAGAAUUACUUAAUAUUUAUAAAAAUAAUUUAAAACUAGAAUGAUAAAUAAGAUAUAAUUACAAAAUGUA